ACUCCGUGUAUUACAUUGUAGAUCAGGACGCGCUCUUCUGGAUCACUGUAAUAAGAUGUAUAGGAGUCAAAGAUACAUAGCGAAUGUAAACAUUAAAAUAAUCGUUCCGCCCUCGUUUUUUGGCACAUCACAUGACUUUGAUGGAACCCGGGGCUCAUGAGGCAAGACUCUUAUCAACUUAUCACCGCCAACAACCGGUUUUAAAGGGGCAGCGCUACUUCGAGGCAUCAUGGCGGAGUACAGCAGACCUAUCACGCUCGGUCGGGCUCUGUCUCUUCCAACUCUGAUUGAAAGAGACGAUGUUUCUUCGACAAACGUUCAACUCCACCCGUCCCGAAGGAGAAAGCUGUCCAGCUGCAGCUCGCUGGAGAAGUUCGACCGGGUGUCCUCACCUUGCACAAACGAGUCACGUGUCCUCGUGAUAAAUACCGGGGGUACCAUCGGGAUGAUGUUACAUGAUGGCGGUUAUGCCCCUAAAGCCAAUGCCCUUGUGGAGAGCCUGCGCAAGCUGCCCAUCCUGCAUGAUGAGCUAUAUGCCUGUCAGACCUGCCUGUAUGAGUACUACAGACUCGAGAACACGCUGGUCCUGCCGCCGAGUAAGUUAAAUAAGAGGAUAAUCUACACGAUCCUGGAGUACAAUCCUCUGCUCGACUCCUCCAACAUGACCACGGAUGACUGGGGCCGAAUUGGCAAAGACAUUGAGAAAAAUUAUGAAAACUUUGAUGGGUUUGUGAUCCUUCACGGCACGGACACCAUGGCUUACACAGCAUCUGCUUUGUCCUUUAUGUGUGAGAAUUUGGGGAAACCGAUUGUUCUCACUGGUUCUCAGGUGCCGAUCUAUGAGUUGAGGAAUGAUGGCAGAGACAACCUGCUGGGAGCGCUGCUAAUUGCGGGCCAUUUUGUCAUUCCUGAGGUGUGCCUGUAUUUCUACAACAAACUCUACAGAGGAAAUCGUGUGACUAAGGUGGAUACCGGGAGUUUCAACGCGUUCACUUCUCCCAACUUGGCUCCUCUAGCCACCGCUGAAGUGGAUUUUAAAAUUAACUGGGACACUGUGUGGAGGGCAAACACUACUGCAAAGUUUCAAGUCAGAACUGAGCUGAACAGGAACGUGGGUCUGCUCAGGUUGUUCCCAGGAAUCACUGCGUCAACAGUCAGGGCUUUCCUGCAGCCGCCCAUGCAGGGCAUUGUCCUGGAGACCUACGGAAGUGGAAAUGCUCCCGAUAACCGUCCUGACCUUUUGGAGGAGUUGAGUAAGGCCACCGACGCUGGUGUCAUCAUAGUCAACUGCACACAGUGUCUGAGGGGCACUGUGUCAGCCUCCUAUGCCACUGGAAGGGUGUUGAUGGAUGCAGGCCUGAUAACUGGCAGUGACAUGACUCCUGAAGCUGCCUUGUCAAAACUGUCCUACGUUCUGGCUAAGAAAGAACUCACUUUGGAUGCUCAGAAAAAGUUGAUGUCUCAAAACCUGCGAGGUGAAAUGAUCGCCGACCUCGAAGGAGCCAAACUGUGUCUGAGCGACAACAGGUUCAUCCAGGUCAUUGCCAAGUCUCUGAGCGUUAGCUGCAAGGAGGAGCUGGAAGCCAUACGUGAUGCCCUAACUCCUUCGCUGGCAUGUGCUGCUGCUAAGAUUGGGGACACAGAGGCCUUAGAAGCCCUUAAAGAAAUGGGAAGCGACUUGCGUCUGGGUGACUUUGAUGGACGCACGCCUCUGCAUGUUGCUGCUUGCGAGGGUCACCUCAGACUUGUGCAAUACCUGCUCAAUCAGGGAGCUUCCGUCCAUGCCAAAGAUCGCUAUGGAGACACGCCCCUGUGCAACGCCGUGCGCUUCAGGCACAAGGAAGUCGUGAGGCUGCUGAGAAAGACCGGAGCCCACUUCUCAAGAGAGCAGAUGGAAGAAGCAGGAACUGAGCUGUGCAGCCUCGCGGCGAGUGGUGAUAAAGACGGCCUGGAUAUCUGGAGGAUCGCCGGGGCAGAUAUGACCAAGCCAGGCUACGACGGAAAGACGGCUAUUGAAGUGGCUCAAGCUGCAGGUAGCAAGGAUGUGGUGGAGUUUUUAACUUCGAACAUAACCAGCAAAUCCAUGACCAUAUUUGGAGAAUUAAAUGAAUAUGAUGAAUAUAAUAUUGAUGAUGAUGAUGAGAUUCUGAACUGGUCUGCUUUCCUCUCCGUGUUGAAGAAAAGCAUCCCUGUAGCAUGAUGUGGGUUUUUUCUUGUCGCUCUUUUAUAAGGACCUGAUUUGUGGACUGUUGUCCCGUGGAUCUCUGCAACUCCUCCAGAGUUACCAUGAGCCUCUUUGCUGUCCUUUUUAGUUUAGACCAACCUCAUCUGUCCAGCUAAAUAAUUGUUUAAAGCUGCAAAUGUUACAUGACCUUUCGAAAACAGACAACAUAAUUUUUAAUAAAAGUCUACAAAAAAAAUUUUUUUUGUCAUUUUUAAGGAACCACCAUUUUAUUUUUAUUUUUAGGUUCUACACUAAAGAUAAACAUAGUUUCCAACCCAAUGACAAGAAAAAAAAAUAUUUCUGGUACUUUUGUUGUCAUUCUGCUGUGGAAUUUCAAUUCAAUUGUUCCAUGAAAAAAACCCUGAAAAACUACUAAAAACCUGCAACCUGGGUUAUCAUAUCUAUAUUUAAAAACAUUGGUUAUUAAAUAUAACCAUAAACGGUGGUAGAGUGGUUAUCACUGUUGCCUUGCAGCAAGAAGGUCCAGGGUUUGCCUCCUGCCUGGAGGUCUUUCUGCAUGGAGUUUGCAUGUUCUAGGCCUCCCAGAGUCCAAAAACAUAACUGUUAGGUUAAUUGGUCUCUCUCAAUUGCACUUUGGUAUGAGUGGGUGUAUGCAUGUUUGUUUCUCCUGCACACACUAAUCUUACAUGUGUGUAAAUGUGCUUGUGUAGAAAUCCUGAAACAGUUGUCAUGUCUUUCAGGACUUAGUAUCCUUUCUUU
Molecule: messenger RNA, 2944 nt
Organism: Girardinichthys multiradiatus
Lineage: Eukaryota; Metazoa; Chordata; Actinopteri; Cyprinodontiformes; Goodeidae
Gene: aspg
Product: asparaginase homolog (S. cerevisiae)
Exons: 17
Coding region: 230-2200 (656 amino acids)
Biological process (GO): amino acid metabolic process
Molecular function (GO): asparaginase activity; protein binding
Source: RefSeq, a predicted model, not a curated record